GUUCACGUCAUACCAACAUUUGUAGGCACUCUUUCGUAAGUCGUGCGAUAAAAGCAUUCAGCAGACUUUAAGUGGUACGAAAUUUUAUUGAUUUUCUAUCCAAUUAGCCCCUUAUAAUUUCUAUAUCGUCUUAGUUAGUGAUUAACACCUCUAUUAUUCUGUAUAACAGCUAAUUUCAAUCGUCGUAAGGGUUUAAACACAUAGCUGUCACCCUUAUUAUGUUUCCGAUGCAACUAAUAAGCCUUGUUAAUUAUUCAAUUGAUAAUCACUUUCUAAGUUGCGAUAUAAUUGCGCUGAACUAUAAAUUUUACAUUGUUCGCAUGUGCUUCGUUGAAAACGGUCAAAAUUUUACCAGUUAAAAUGGCUAACUUUCGUGAUCGGUUCCAUAAUUUAAGAGAUCGUUUAAAACAAAAUUCAUGCGUGAAUUUGGUUUGGCUUAUUAACUUUUUGCCGAGACUUGCUGGUUUUCCUUUGUUGAGUCAAAAGUUUAAAUUUUUGUUCUGGAUAGUCCACAUAAGCCUUUUGUUCUACGUAUAUCUCUUGGGCACAGCAGUGUACCAGUCGUACUUUGCCGAGGACUUUGUAGACUCAAUUAACAGCUUCUUCAAUAUUUCGGUAUUUAUCCUUAUCGGUAAUGACAGCUGGUGGUUGAUCAGUAAAAGAAAUGAUUUAAACGACCUUUUGAAAAUGGUGAGGAAGAAUGAUGACCUGAUUAUUGAGUCGGGAAGGUUUCUGGAUGUGCACCAGAAGCUACUGAGGAGCAUUAAAAUCAUUGUGAUCAUGUGUUACGUGUUCCAUUUUGUGAAUGAUGUUAUGAUUUUCAUACCCAGUAGGACGAUUGGGAUGGAUGAUUUUUCUACGGUGUCUUGUGUUGGUAUGGAGCCAUUGAGCAGCAGCCCAAACCGCCAAGCUUGCAUGGCAGUACUCGCACUUCAAGAGCUAACAGCCAUAGUUGCAGUUUGCAGUUACGACGUGGCUCUACUGUUUUUGUUCUCCCACACCACCGCAGUAUUUCGAAUCCUUUACCAAGACAUGACAGACUUUGCCAACAUUUCAAAAUCUCAUGAAACGUACCACGUCAUAGAAGAUCGUCUGAAGAACAUUGUGUUUCGACACGUCCUAGCUUUGCAUACAGUUAGGAAAUUGGAAGACAUAUACAGCGUAGCUAUAGGCAUUGGCUUCGGUUUGGACGCUAUUUCUAUGUGUUUGUUCUUCGUGUUACCUCUAGACGUCUGUCUCAACUUCGCUCCGCUGAUUUACCACAGUCUUUUCAUAUUUUUCUUGUAUUGUUUUCAAGGCCAGAGACUUACAACAGCGUCGGAAAAGUUUGAAAUGGCAGUGUACUGUUGCGGUUGGGAGAAUUUGCGUGUGAAAGAACGUAGACAAGUGCUUUUGAUGUUGAAACAGGCUCAGAAACCGGUCAUAGUGUACGCUGCUAGAGUGAUUCCGAUACGUAUCCACACUUUCGCGAGCACUAUGCAGUCUAUUUACAAGUUUGUCACUAUAUUUAAAGUGUAA
Molecule: messenger RNA, 1518 nt
Organism: Spodoptera frugiperda (fall armyworm)
Lineage: Eukaryota; Metazoa; Arthropoda; Insecta; Lepidoptera; Noctuidae
Exons: 4
Coding region: 361-1518 (385 amino acids)
Biological process (GO): sensory perception of smell; detection of chemical stimulus involved in sensory perception of smell
Cellular component (GO): plasma membrane
Molecular function (GO): odorant binding; olfactory receptor activity
Source: RefSeq, a predicted model, not a curated record